AGUCAGCAUCCGUAUUUAAAGGCGCCAACAGUGCUCGGUUCAGAAUCAGUCGUGUGUGGGUCUGUUGUUUUCUCCUGGGCUGCUUUGUGUAGGUUAAGUUGUUGGUAAGGCGGACGCUGAAGAUGCCGGAGGAAAACACUGUCGCCGCUUCUUCGACCAGUGAGGCUGUGGAAGAGAAGCCUUGCUCAUCCAGUGCUGCAGAGAGCUCUGGUGAUGUGGCUGAAGAGGCGAAGAAGCUGAUUGGCACUGGAAACAGGCACCUGGUCAUGGGAGAUGUUGUGUCUGCAGUCACAGUGUUUCAGGAGGCUUGUGCUAUGCUAGCUGAAAAAUAUGGGGACACAGCUGACGAAUGUGGAGAGGCGUUCUUCCUGUGUGGGAAGUCCUUGCUAGAACUUGCCAGGAUGGAGAACUCUGUCUUGGGUAAUGCUUUGGAGGGAGUCCCGGAGGAAUCCUCAGAGGAGGGUGAGAAGCAGAAUGACUCGAAGAUUGAGAGUGCAGAUAACUUGGAUGAUGCUGAGAAUGAUAAUGAAGAUGAUGACGAUGAUGAGGAAGCGGAUGCCAAUGCAGAGGACAAGGAGGGUGAGGAGGAGGAGGAUGUUGGCAAUCUCCAGUUAGCAUGGGAGAUGUUGGAAGUGGCUAAAGUGAUUUACAAAAGGAAGGAAAGCAAAGAGGACCAGCUAAUGGCAGCACAAAUCUUCUUGAAACUUGGUGAAGUUGGUGCAGAAUCAGGUAACUACAUCCAGGCUCUAGAGGACUUCCAGGAGUGCUUAUCCAUACAGCUGAAGCAUCUUCCUCCUCACAGUCGUCUCCUAGCAGAGACUCACUACCAGCUGGGCAUGACUUUUAGCUACACAGGCCAAUACAGCAAGGCCAUCCACCAGUUCAACAAUUCCAUCAAAGUCAUCGAGAGCCGCCUGGCCAUGCUUCAGGAAGUAAUUGACAAAACAGAAGGUGCUGAAGGAGCAGCAGAGGAAAAGCGUGAACUAGCAGAGCUAAAGCAGCUGCUGCCAGAAAUUGCUGAGAAGGUGGAAGAUGCAAAGGAAAGCCAGCAGACAGCUCCUUCAGCAUCAGAAGCAAUUCACCAGACCCUGGGAGGGGCCUCUACAUCAUCAGGAUUUGCAGCUGAAAACAGUGGUUCAUCUUCAUCUACAGCCACCCUGAUAGCAGUUAAGCCUGCUGCUGACAGUGCGUCCUCUUCAAAAUCUGCAUCGGAUAUCUCUCAUCUAGUCCGUAAAAAGAGGAAACCAGAAGACGAGAGCCCAAAAAAGGACAGUGAUGCUAAAAAGGUCAAACAGGAGACCACAGUUAAUGGCAGCGCCGACUCUGCCAGCAACAGCAAUGGAGUCCAGGAGAAAAUGGAACAGGAGGCUGUGAAUUCAUCUACCUCAGCUGAAGCCACGGCAUGAUGGAGCUUUCUACCGAGCUGCCCACUGAUCUUCCAACCAGCACAGCAUGCCUGCCUCAAGUCUCUUCAUGAACAGCAUUUUGUUUUGUAAAUAGGACAUCUACCUUUCUGUGUCUGUCCAAGAUUUUGUAUUGUAAAGUUUCAAUAAAUAUUUGCAUACA
Molecule: messenger RNA, 1566 nt
Organism: Ictalurus furcatus (blue catfish)
Lineage: Eukaryota; Metazoa; Chordata; Actinopteri; Siluriformes; Ictaluridae
Gene: nasp
Product: nuclear autoantigenic sperm protein (histone-binding)
Exons: 14
Coding region: 123-1406 (427 amino acids)
Biological process (GO): CENP-A containing chromatin assembly; DNA replication-dependent chromatin assembly
Cellular component (GO): nucleoplasm
Molecular function (GO): histone binding
Source: RefSeq, a predicted model, not a curated record